Stegastes partitus (bicolor damselfish) is the source of this 1065-nucleotide messenger RNA. RefSeq names its product transmembrane protein 251 (gene lyset). The record is from RefSeq and is a predicted model, not a curated record. NCBI's taxonomy places the organism in Eukaryota, Metazoa, Chordata, Actinopteri, Pomacentridae. The coding region runs from base 106 to 474 and encodes 122 amino acids. The transcript is spliced from 2 exons.
AAGCAGGAAAAGGAAGACAAGACCUCCCGAGACCGACAGCGAUUGAAGAAGAAUCUUGCUGCCAAAUUUUAAUCUGAAAAAAUCAACGCGAAGGAAGUAUGGAGGAUGAUGAACUUCCGUCAGAGGAUGGGAUGGGUGGGCAUGGCUCUCUACCUGCUGCUCAGCAUCUUGGCGACAUACUACAUCUUUGAAGUUCACAGUUUCAGUUUGGAGCCUGUGCAGAGAGGUGAUAUCAGCCCGUCGGCUCUACCCCCUGCUGUCACUGCACGUCUGCCAUUACUACCUGUGUGGAUGUUGGUGUCAGUCUUCCUGCUGCCAUACCUGCAGCUCUUCCUCUUCCUGUUCUCAUGUACUAGGGCCGACCCCCGAGCUGUUGGCUACUGCAUCCUUCCUGUCUGCAUUGCCCUGCUGUACAGCCGGCGCCACGCUGCCAAAGGGUUGGAUCGCAAAGCCGGGUCGCUGAUCGACACAUAAAGGACAGGCAAUCAGAGGGCCUUGUUGACAGAACAACAGGACCCCAGCACAAGUCUGUAACAAACAUGUUUGUCUUGAUGUUUGUGGUGUCACUUCCUGUGUGCCUUUCAAUAAUUUCAUUAACACUCCAAUGGAUUUAAACAUUCAACUUUGUCUAUCAGGAGCUGUGCUCAACACUGACUACCAGGACCAUCAGCACUUCCCCUCAGUGCGGACUAUCAUGAUUGUCAUUUUUUCGAACUGUCCAUGAUGUAAACCUUACAGCCUGUAGUGGCCAGUCAUUUUGUGUUUUUUUUAUUAUUGUGAUAUUAGAGAGGAUCCUGUGCUGUGAUUGGUUGCCUUCUGUUCCAUUUCUGUUUUCAUAGCUUUUGUUUCAUUAGCUAGCUGGAAAUGUAAGUAUCAGAACCAAUAUCAUGCUUACCUGCAGUUACAAAAAAGAAUGAAACUGCUUUUCUCACAGCUGCCACCCUAACAAAGAGCAGGAUUCUCUGAUUGUGGCACUUUUCUGUAUUUAAUAACUUGAGUAACAUGACACACUGGUUAUGAAAACUUUAAUACAUUAAUAAAAAGGGGGGUGGGGAAGAAGCACAA